AAUUCAUGUGACUUGAGUUGCGACAUCGGGUUUAAUAACGACCUGAGAGUGCAUAAUACAAGGACGCCGCGCACACAUAGUCGAUGCGAUCCAACAGUCAAGGAUAUUAUUCUUUUUAUAAAGGUAUUUACGCCCGCACCGCAAUUCUAACCUCUUAAUGCCCUUGGCAGCUCAGAACUUUGUGAACUUGACCCUAUCACAUACCAGUGGUGGGCCAAGAGAAGACAUAUCCAUAGCCCAUACCGUGGUACCGUUUCUUCUUACGGCUACCUUCUCAUGAUAAUCCAUUUCCUGAUCAAAGUGGUUGACCCCCCUGUUUUCAUCAAUCGGCAGAACACCGCGAUCCCCGAAUACGCGCCGCCUGACCAGAUAUUUGAUGAGGGUGGCGAAAGAGAGCAUCAUGUGUGGUAUGCUAAAGAUAUCAAAACUCUUCCCAAGACCACGAACCAAAUGCAUGUCGGCCAGCUCCUCCAUAGCUUCUUUGAAUACUAUUCGCAUAGGUUCCAAUGGGAAAGAGAGGUCAUCUUUAUCCGGACCCAAGGCUUCAUAUUUAGUAAGUAAGGUAAGGGUUGGGUUACGGCUGUUGGUAGGACGGGGAGGAGUGGGCAUACGCAGAUAAAGGAUAGACACCCGUUUGCCAUCGCGGACCCUUUUGAAAUCAGGCACAACAUGGGCAAGAUCUGCAAUCCCACCGGAGUAGGCAAGGUUCGAGCAGAGUCCAAAAGAGCCCGGAAUACCACUAGG
This is a messenger RNA of Tuber aestivum (summer truffle), 744 nucleotides long. The record is from the annotation of a GenBank genome assembly. Lineage: Eukaryota; Fungi; Ascomycota; Pezizomycetes; Pezizales; Tuberaceae.